Messenger RNA from Pungitius pungitius (ninespine stickleback), 1778 nucleotides. Its product is annotated as excitatory amino acid transporter 2. The coding region runs from base 121 to 1734 and encodes 537 amino acids. NCBI's taxonomy places the organism in Eukaryota, Metazoa, Chordata, Actinopteri, Perciformes, Gasterosteidae. Gene Ontology annotation, cellular component: plasma membrane. Gene Ontology annotation, molecular function: L-glutamate transmembrane transporter activity; glutamate:sodium symporter activity; neutral L-amino acid transmembrane transporter activity. Gene Ontology annotation, biological process: L-aspartate transmembrane transport; L-glutamate import across plasma membrane. The transcript has 11 exons. The record is from RefSeq and is a predicted model, not a curated record.
CGAGCGUCAUGCCGUUGUUAUCCAUUCCUCUGAUGCGGAUGGCUGUGCAGUAGCUCUCCACAAGAACAAUUUAAACCCGGAGCAGCACACAAAACGACCGCCUCUUUCGGUGCCAACAAAAUGCAGAAGCAAGUGGAGGUCAAGAUGGACGGGAGCCACCUUGAGCCCGUAGUGGAACCUUCUGACAGCAUGUGUAGCAGCCUGUGUGAUAAAAUCAUGAAGAACAUGGUUCUCACUCUCACAAUCUUGGGUGUGUUUCUGGGCUCCAUCUCUGGAAUGCUGCUGCGGCACAUAUCGCCCCUCCCCCCCGACGUCGUUUUGAUCAUCGCCUUCCCUGGAGAGAUCCUAAUGAGGAUGCUGAAGAUGCUCAUUUUGCCUCUUGUUGUUUCCAGUCUGGUCACAGGUCUGGCAGGUUUGGAUGCCAAAUCCAGCGGCCGCUUGGGAACCAGGGCCAUGGUGUACUACAUGUCUACCACGGUUAUCGCCGCCGUCCUGGGAGUGAUCCUGGUGCUGCUCAUCCAUCCCGGUAACCCCAAGCUGAAGGCCAACCUGGGCCAGGGAAAGAAGAACGACGACGUGUCCAGCGUGGACGCUCUCUUCGAUCUCAUCCGAAAUCUAUUCCCGGAGAAUUUGGUGCAGGCCUGCUUUCAGCAGAUCCAAACAGUAACCACCAAAGUGCAAGUGCCCACUAACAGAACCAAAGCACCCCCACAGUUCACAGUGAAGAGGUCGCUGCAGUUCAAGGGAGGGAUGAACGUCUUAGGUUUGAUUGGAUUCUUUGUCGCUUUUGGAGUAAUUAUGGGCAAAAUGGGGGAAAGGGCCAAGCCGAUGUUGGAGUUUUUCAACGUCCUGAAUGAGAUUGUUAUGAGGCUGGUUGGAGCCAUUAUGUGGUACUCCCCCUUUGGAAUCGCCUGCCUCAUCUGUGGAAAGAUCAUCUCCAUCGCGGACUUGGAGGUGGUGGCCAGGCAGCUGGGCAUGUACAUGGUCACCGUGAUCGUGGGCCUGAUCAUCCACGGGGGCAUCUUUCUGCCGCUCAUAUAUUUUGUGAUAGUAAAGAAGAAUCCCUUCACCUUCUUCAUGGGGAUAUUCCAAGCUUGGGUCACGGCACUCGGAACAGCGUCCAGCGCCGGCACCUUGCCCGUCACAUUCCGAUGCUUGGAGGAGAACCUGGGCAUCGACAAGAGGGUCACCCGCUUCGUCCUCCCGGUCGGCGCCACCAUCAACAUGGACGGCACGGCGCUCUACGAGGCUGUCGCCGCCAUCUUCAUCGCUCAGAUGAACGGGAUUAACCUCGACUGGGGCCAGAUCAUCACUGUCAGCAUGACAGCCACUCUGGCCAGCGUCGGAGCGGCCAGUAUCCCCAGUGCCGGCCUCGUCACCAUGCUUCUGAUCCUCACGGCGGUGGGGCUGCCCACUCAGGACAUCAGCCUCCUGGUCGCUGUCGACUGGCUGCUGGAUCGCUUCCGUACCUCCGUCAACGUGGUCGGGGACUCCUACGGAGCCGGCAUCGUGUACCACCUCUCCAAGCACGAGCUGGACUCCUUCGACCAGCAGGCCCGGAUGGAGGAGUUUGAGAUGGCAAAGACACAAUCCUUCUACGAAAAUAACAGCAACCAGAAUGCAUACGCGCACCACAACUCAAUCUCGAUAGACGACUGCAAGGUCACCAACGGCAAAAUUGGCAACCCGGCAGGGUUCUCUCUUGUUGAGGAGGGGCCGUGGAAAUGCGAGUAAGGCAGACCCAGACGCUGCCGCGCCUUACCCACCCACCCCCCCCC